ACCAAAACCAAAAGAAAUCAGUCCUAGAUUUGGCUCCCCUCUUCUCCCCUUCUUCACCUAGCCGAUUUUUCCGUGCCUCAACGCAACGCCCUUUCUCCGUCUUCAGUGCAUCCCAAAAAGGUUCCACUGGACUGUGCUUUUUCCUCGUCGCAUCCGGUUUUGCCUUUGGUAGACUCCUUGACUUCCUGAACAGCUAUGAUUUACACAGCAAUUGACACAUUUUACCUAACGGAUGAGCAGCUUAUGAACUCACCUUCUCGUAGAGAUGGAAUAGAUGAAGCCACUGAGACUACCCUUCAAAUCUAUGGGUGUGAUCUUAUUCAAGAAAGCGGAAUUUUGUUGAAACUACCUCAAGCUGUUAUGGCCACAGGUCAAGUGCUGUUCCACCGUUUUUACGGCAAGAAGUCAUUUGCUCGCUUUAAUGUCAAGAGGGUUGCUGCAAGUUGUGUGUGGCUUGCCUCAAAACUUGAAGAAUGCCCUAGAAAAGCGAGGCAGGUACUCAUUGUUUUCCACAGGCUGGAAUGUCGGAGGGAGAACUUACCCAUAGAGCAUUUGGAUACUUCAUCAAAGAAAUAUCUUGAUCUGAGGGCAGAUUUGAUUCGUGCAGAAAGGCAUCUUCUGAAAGAAAUGGGUUUCAUCUGCCAUGUUGAACACCCUCAUAAAUUUAUAUCAAAUUAUAUUGCAACUCUUGAAAUGCCUGAUGAAUUGAGACAGGAAGCAUGGAAUCUUGCAAAUGACAGUUUGCGCACUACAUUGUGUGUUAGAUUUAAGAGUGAGGUUGUGGCCUGUGGAGUUGUAUAUGCUGCAGCCCGUAGAUUUCAAGUUCCACUGCCCGAGAAUCCUCCAUGGUGGAAAGCAUUUGAUGCAGACAAGGCCGGGAUCGAUGAAGUUUGCCGCGUUCUGGCCCAUCUUUACAAUCUUCCGAAGGCCCAAUAUAUUCCUGUAUGCAAGGAAGGCGGUUCAUUUUCAACAUCAAAUAGAUCAUUGGGUUCUCCCGCUCAGACAAUGUCUAAGGAAGUGCCCUCAAAUGGCCUGUCACGGAAUGAUGACAUCAGCAGUAGUCCAAAGGGGCCUUCUUCUUUUGCAGUGAUGGGUCAGGAAGUGGGUAAAGAUGUGGCAAAUAGGGCCCCUCAUGAUAAGACAAAGAGUGAGGAAGAAUCUAAAGGAAGCCCCUCAUGUGGCAAGAUGUGGCAAAUAGGGCCCCUUGUUUCGGAAGGAGAAACAAGGGAAGAACCUGUUUCCAAAUCAAUAACAACACGUAAAACAGAAGCCGGAGAAAAGGACAAGAACCAUGAUAGGGAUAAAGAAAGGGAGAGGAAGAAGGAAAGGUCAAAGUCAUGGGACCGUGACAGGGGAAGGGAAAGGGAGCGUGAAGAUAUGUCUGAAAGGGAAAGGGAUCGAGCCAAGGGGAGGAGCUAUCACUCAAGAGACAAAGGCCUCCCGGAGAAGUCAAAACGCCACUCUUCUGGAGAUCGGGACUACCAUAGUUCCUCUUAUUCAUCAAGGGACAAAGAGCGACGUAGAAAUCACUAAUGCAGAAUCAUGAACAUGAAGAUUAAUUGAUGGUGGUGGGAAAAACUUCUCAGAUUGUCCUUUUUCCGUUGUGCUGAAUGCUUGAUUUUGUAAUUGCACUCCCUCAUCUACAAAUGAGAAAAGCACUAUAUUUGCGUAUUUGGCAAAGGCGUCAGAGGUUUUUCUAAAGAGCAACAUACCUGGAUAUGACUAAAAACAUGGCGAUCUUUCUUGGAGAAAGUGGUGUGUUAUGUUUUAGCAUUAUCUAGGAAAACUGUUUCUCAAACAAGUGUAUAUAUUUCUUAAUACACUGCUCAUCGGUUUUGUGUUCUUGUAUCUUUUUUGCACUGAACUAAAGAUAUUCAUUUGUUAGACUUUGUGAAUUGUGAUGCCUCUAAAUGGGUAAAUACAAGAUUUGAUAAACAUGUGUUGCUAGCAAAAAAAC
Cuscuta epithymum is the source of this 1957-nucleotide messenger RNA. The record is from the annotation of a GenBank genome assembly. NCBI's taxonomy places the organism in Eukaryota, Viridiplantae, Streptophyta, Magnoliopsida, Solanales, Convolvulaceae.